This is a messenger RNA of Cyprinus carpio (common carp), 1241 nucleotides long. It is a transcript of the gene fbxo7, whose product is annotated as F-box protein 7. Gene Ontology annotation, molecular function: protein kinase binding. Lineage: Eukaryota; Metazoa; Chordata; Actinopteri; Cypriniformes; Cyprinidae. The transcript has 8 exons. Gene Ontology annotation, biological process: positive regulation of autophagy of mitochondrion; autophagy of mitochondrion. Bases 33 to 1241 code for a protein of 402 amino acids. The record is from RefSeq and is a predicted model, not a curated record.
UGUUAUCAAAGAUGUUGUUUGCGUGACGUCACAUGAUGCGCCGACAGCGAAACGAAAGUGAAUGUGAGCGCGGAUCUGCUUUGCUUCAGUGCAGAAUGAAGCUCAGGGUGAGAAUCAACAAACAGAGCAGCAGACUGGAGCUGGACGGACCGGAACCGACGCUGUCCGAGCUCAGAGCCCGGGUCAGAGACGAGCUGCUGCCUCGCUGCGGACUGCGGUCUGAUGUGGACUUCAGUCUGUCUCUGAACGGAAAGGAGGUUCUGUUGGACACGGGACAGACGCUCUCUUCGUGUGGGGUUGUUUCUGGUGAUAUGAUCACUGUGGUUUUGCCUGAGCAGGUACAGACUGUCCCAGAAGCCCCGAGCGGAGCAGGAGCCGCAGCCGCGUCUAGUGAGGAGGUGAGGUGUGUCUGCGGUGGAUCGGACAGCAGCGGUGUGAGGGAUUCUGGGAUGGAGGAGUGGAUGGAGGAUGAGGAGGGUGUGUCUCCGCCGCUGCUGUGCUGUGAGACGGAGGAUGGAGUGGUUCCUCACGCUCUGGAGCGACUGCUGGACUCGUCCAGCUGCAGAAACCCGUCCGACUGUCUGAUGCUGACGGUGCAUCUGCUGCUGCUGGAGACCGGCUUCCUGCCGCAGGGUUGUAAUGUGAACUCAGGAGAGAUGCCGAUUGGCUGGCGGGCUGCAGGGGGCGUGUACAGACUUCAGUAUGCCCACCCACUUCUGGAGAACAGCCUGGUGUCGGUGGUCGCCGUGCCGAUGGGCCGAACGCUGGUCAUUAAUGCUGUUCUUAAGAUGGACAAGACUUUGGAGAAUCCACGCAAGCUGGUGCUGAAACCAGAUGAUUAUGUGACUGCUGACUGGGCAGGUGGCUGCGCAGGCGUGGUCUACACAGACCUGCGCAGACUGUCUCGUCUCUUUAAAGAUCAGCUGGUGUAUCCGCUCAUGGCCGCCGCCAGACAGGCGCUGGGUCUGCCGGCUCUCUUCGGUCUGGCUGUUCUUCCUCCUGAGCUGCUGUUGCGUGUGUUGCGGCUGCUGGACGUCGUCUCUCUCGUCUCGCUGUCGGCCGUGUGCCGAGACCUGAACGUCGCUACCCAUGAUCCUUCACUCUGGAGACACCUGCUGCACAGAGACUUCAGGGGUAACACACACACACACACACACACACACUCUCACCCGCAGACAGACACUCAACAUGUGUCCCUUCCUGCAGGAAUCACACCGAGAACACUGACUGUAAGGAGGUGA